UGUGUAAUACAUUUUUAAAGGUACGGAGCAAACGAAGGAUGCGAUGUGGGAUCGUAUCGAGGAGAUGUUCUUCACGGCGAUGAAGAAGGACGGCUCCUACCGAACCCGGGACCAACUCACUUCCAAAUGGAGCCACAUCAACAAAAAAGUCCGAAAGUUUAUGGGAGUUUACGAGGGAGCGGCACGAACGACGCCGAUGUUCUCCGGCUUGCCACGACCCGGUAUCAAGAUGACGGGAACCAAGGCAAGGUGCCCAUCGAUCUUUGGAGGAUUUUGAGUCGUUCCCCGAAGUGGCAACAACUCAACAAUCCCGACGGCGGAUCGUUCCGGAAAAGAUCCACCUUCGACGCCGAGGUUGAGGUCGACGAGACUAUCGGUUCUAGCGAUCAAAUCCCUCUCUUCAACUUUGCGGAUUCCGAUGACGAGGACCCCAUUCCACGGCCGAUGGGAAGAAAGAAGGCAAAAUCCAUUUCCUCGGGUUCGGGAGGGUCCGCCUCGGUUUCCGCUUCUCCCCGCGACGAAAUCGGCCGGGCAAUGAUUGAACAACUUCGGGCGUUCAAUCUCCAAGAACAAGAGAGGUUGAUGCUAAAGGAGAAGGAGUUGAAGCUAAAGGAGCAGGAGGCUGAGAUGAAAGUCAUGCAAACCGACCCCGGGACGUUGUCGGAGUUUGGACGAAUGAUCUAUGAGCAAAGAAUGAGAGAGAUCAAGGAGAAAUAUAAUUUACCUUAGUUUUUUUUAUUAAUGUAUCGUUUUUAAAUUAUUGACGCUUUUUUUAUUUAAUGAAUGUAUUUUUUUAUUAUUCAUGUUUCAAUUUAAUUAAAUAAUAAAUUAAUUACAUUUUAUUAAUUUAAUUUUAGAAGAUGUAUAUUUAAAAAUGUAAAAAAUGAAGGUUUGAAUCCCAG
Cuscuta campestris is the source of this 902-nucleotide messenger RNA. NCBI's taxonomy places the organism in Eukaryota, Viridiplantae, Streptophyta, Magnoliopsida, Solanales, Convolvulaceae. The record is from the annotation of a GenBank genome assembly.